This is a messenger RNA of Achroia grisella, 1039 nucleotides long. RefSeq lists its product as uncharacterized. Gene Ontology annotation, molecular function: protein binding. The transcript has a single exon. The record is from RefSeq and is a predicted model, not a curated record. Bases 9 to 1016 code for a protein of 335 amino acids. Lineage: Eukaryota; Metazoa; Arthropoda; Insecta; Lepidoptera; Pyralidae.
ACACCAUAAUGAUUAUUUCUACAACAUUCGCGUUAACUCUGCUCUUAAUCGCAGUGAAUGCUGCUCCAUCCAGUGAGAAUGAAGAUCUUCUUGUCGUUACUAAAGAUUUCUUCUCUGAAGACAUAAUAAAAUAUACAAGCACACAUGAUAUUGUUCGACUAGUUGUGCCGCUUAAUGGUUUAAACUUUGAUGAUGAUUCCGAUAACUUCUCUACAGAAAAUGAUGAUGGGUCGGCUCUUAUAUUCUUUGUGGAAGCAGAUAUAGAUGACAAAGGCAAUAAAGAUUACAAAGGCUUGUAUGUAUUUAAAAAAAAUGUUGCAACAAAACUGCUAGAAAAUGGCAGAGGCGCAGCCCCGGUUAACGAUGAUUCGAAAAAUGUCUUCUUAGCUGCCACCGAUGGUCUUUACGUUUACAAUGUUAAGGAAAAUAAAGCGGAAAAAUAUGGAACGCUCAAUGAUAACAUCAUUGACAUUGAAAAAGAAAAUUCAAGUAGUGUAUUAUACAUAAUUACAGCGAAUCAUGAAUUGUAUAAAGUUACAGAAGAAGGUACUAAGAAAACUAAAGUUGAGGGAGUGGGUGAUGCUCAACGAGUAGUAUUGGACUAUUCUGAUAAUAUCUAUUAUUAUGGAGAAGAUAAGCAACCUUAUGUAAUAAACGCUGAAGGAGUAAAGAAAAUCUCAGGAUUACCAGAAAAUCCUUCAUCAGUCACUCUAAUAAAACCUCCAUUUGUUUUAGACGAUUGCGUAGCGUUUGUCUCUGAUGAUAAAGGUUACUAUUUGUAUGCAAACGGGACAAGUAGAUUCACUGAAUUUGUUUUGGAAGCAAAACCCACUGCGUACGGUAUAGAGGCUACGCUCGUUCAAUAUUUCGCAUACAAUAAACGUAUAUACGAAAUAAAUAUCGUGGCACUGAUAUUAGGGGAAAUGAAAAAUUCUUUAGAUCUUGGCUUUCUUAAAGAUAAAAAGGAAUCCGUUAAAUCUCUAGCCACGCGAUCGAGAAGUCAAUUACAUCCAUAAAUAACUUUCGUUCUUCAAUUUUA